This is a messenger RNA of Cetraspora pellucida, 2505 nucleotides long. NCBI's taxonomy places the organism in Eukaryota, Fungi, Glomeromycota, Glomeromycetes, Diversisporales, Gigasporaceae. The record is from the annotation of a GenBank genome assembly.
AUGGCAGCAUCAGAACUUGAAUCGUUUAUCAAAGAACCCGAUGAAAGUUCAAUCGCGAUUUACGUCGUUGAUUUUCUCAACACUCGUUUUACUGAUCUUGAAGACCUGGGGAAGUUGAAUACAGUACUGUCCGAAGUGAAGAAUAAUGAACAGAAAUUGAAUGAGAAGUAUAUUAAAACACAGUCUAAAACUUCAGAAAUACUUAAACAAUCUCUUCAAGCCUUUAAUUCUACGGUCACAGAACUUGAAGAUCUUCAGGCCACACGUCUAGAACUUGAUGACAUCUUAACUGAUUAUUGUAAUAGCGUGUCUUCAACCAAUCCAUCGAAUUUGCAAGAAAAUUUUUCAAAUAAUAAGACACUAAUGGAUGAGUUAACCAUGCUGCAACAACAGGUUGACAGCCUAGAAAGAUCAAAACAGUAUCUCAAAGUGUUGGUCGUCGCUGAAGAAUUGAGCGCCCAGACGAAAAAUUUAAUCGAAAGAUCUCCUCAUAAAGCCCUUAAUCCAUAUAUUCAACUUGCGAACCUUUUGCAUAGCAUAAAAUCUAAAAGCAAGGAUGCUGGCCAUGUGGUCUCUCAUUUGGAGGUGUUUUUGCAACAAAGUGUGGAUGUACUUUGGGAAGACAUGAAAGAUAAAUUGAAAAAGAAAUUUCAGCAAUCACUUGAUGCUCUUAAUUGGCCAACGCCAAUAAAGCUUCCAUAUCCACAAGUCACAACUGACAAGUUAUCAUCAUUUAAAAAAGCAUUCAUUGAAUUACUUUUAUUACAAAGGCCGAUUAAUAUUUCAGGUGAAUCAGCUUCUACAAAAUCUUCUCCUGAUCAAAAUGAUGAACUUCCCCCUCUUUUACCCAUUCAAAUAAUGGUUGAACCUUUGAUCGUACGAUUUUGUUAUCAUUUUGAUUCGAAAAGACCUACUACUCGCAUAGACAAGCCUGAAUGGUAUUUCUCUCACGUUAUCACCACAAUACAUGAGCAUUCUCCAUUCUUACAAGGUGCUAUACAAGCUAUUGUAGACGAGGCUGGUUUUCAAGAAUAUCAUGCAAAGAAUGAUUUUAUACGUUGCUUGCUUGUCGCUGUAACUAAAAAGUUGUCACAAAGUGUACCAACAUUAUUAAAAUCUCCACAAGUAUUUUCUCAUACAGUUUUCGAAACUUUACAAUUUGAUCAAACACUUCGCGAAUUACACAUGUAUGUCCCACCGGGGCAGAGUGAAUGGAAAGGGUGUGUUGAAGUUUUCACUGGAAAAAAAGAGACUUUUAAGGCUUGGUUAAAAGUUGAAAAAGAAUUUGCAGAAGCACGUUAUAAUGAGAUAAUGCAUUCGGAAGAUGCUUGGGAAUUGGUAGAUGAGGAUAUCCCAGAAGAUGACUUUAGACCAACUAAAUCAUCUGGAAAAUUAACAAAUCUUUUGGAGUUGAUUACAGCAGAGUUAUUAAUGGCUUACGCACAAAGAAUUGAUUCUGCUGUGGAUGCAUUUGAAAAAAGUUUAAGUUAUUCUUUUGUAAGAUCGGUUCCAAAUUCUACAAACUCGGAUGGGAAAUCACAUACUGGUAUUGAAGAUCUAAAAAGAUUAUGUAGAUGGCUUAAUAGUGCUGGCUUUGUUAGUCGAACAAUUAAAGAAUGGGGUGAAGACGCUCUAUGGCACGAAGUCACUUUACGUGCAUCUCGUAAUACUGGUACUUCACCCUUGCCAUCACCUACUUCAUCUGAGAAUUCUGAUCAACUACAAGACACAUCAUCUGUAAAUAAAGAAGUGCAAAUUACUGUUGAUGAAGGAACGGUUUUUGAUGAUCCCGCAGGUUCAUUUGAUAGUUCUUGCGAAAAGAUUCAAUCAUUAAUAAUAAAAAAUGUAUCUAAAGGAUUUUUUAAUGGGUUGAAAGCAUACUUCAGAAAAAAUAAUUGGUCACGAUCAGACAUUUACAACAUUGAUCCUACUAUAAUAUCUCAUCAACCAUUGUACAAACAAGCAGAAACAGCUGCAUCUUCAAAAGAUAAUAACGUUAAUAUAGAAAUUGAAUUAUCACCGGAGCUUUAUACUCCAUUGUCAGAUUUGGCUCAUUCUCUUACAUUUUUAUCUAAUCAUUUGCCAACAAGAGUAUUUAAAUCCAUAUACAAAGAAAUAUCUAAAGAAACAGAAGAUUAUUUGUGGAAUCGAGUAUUAAUGAGAAAUCAGUUUUCUGAGAUGGGUGGCAGGCAAUUUGAAGUAGAUAUGAUUAAAGGAUUAUUCACAGUUGGAAAAAGAUGGGUUAAGAAACCAGAAAAUUAUUUCAGAAGAUUAAAAGACGCCUGCGUUCUUCUUACUAUUCCUUCGUCUCAUCAGACGACAUCCAGUGCCAAACAAAACGACUUUGCUCAACAAAAAACAUUGAGUCAAAUUAUGCGUGUUUUAUUUGAUAAUGAUUUAGAAAUUACUGAAAUACAUAGAACGCUUGAAAAUUUGAGUGUUUAUCAUCUAUCACCAGAAGAAGCAAGAAAUGUUGUAAGAAGGAGGGUUGAAUGUUGGAGAUAA